AUGAUCAGAAUCACAAAUCGAAAAAGUGAAAUGUCAAAUCCUACUGCUGGCAGCUCUGCGUUGGCUAUCCCACGUAGUUAUAUCAAUCCAUUGCCUGCAUCGGCUCACUUUGAUUUUAUACAGCGGAAUGCUCAAGGCGACCUUGUUGAAAAGGGAACUUCAACUCCUUUUCGUUGGCUGUCUUUUAAUAUUCCUGCUCUUUUGUUGUGCGAGGAUCGUCCACAGUUCCAACGUGGGUAUCCUAUGUGCAAAAACCCUGACCCUAAUCCUGUUGAUUGGAAAGAUGGCUAUAAACUUGGUACUGAAAACGGUCGACGAUGUAUCAUCUCUCCGUAUGGCGAGAAUGCUUGGGAAUGGGUGGUUCCUGAUCCUUGGGAACAAGAAGACGCUGUUCGAAGUAUUGCUGGUCUAGGUGGUCGUGUUAUUCGCACAUAUACCCUGGGAUUCGGAGACCACUAUCACAUGGAAGGUCCUGGAAAGUUUAAUGAAAAGGCUUUUGUCGCUAUGGAUCAUGCUCUUGCUCUAUGUCGAAAAUACGGUGUGAGAUUGGUCAUCCCGCUUGUCAAUCAAAAUAGUCCCAAUCUAUACUAUGGCGACUAUGGAAUCAUGACAGGGUUUAGAAAAAAGAGUCCCAGUGCGUUCUUCACCGACCCAGAACUCAUAAAUGAUUUUAAAGGUCUGAUCAAAUUUAUGCUUAACCGAAAGAACACAGUCAAUGGUAUCAGAUACGGUGACGACUGCACUAUCCUCGCAUGGCAAACAGGAAACGAACUAGGCGGAUGGGAAGGUGCUCCACCACCAUCGAGAUGGACAAUUGACAUAGCGACUUACAUCAAAGGACUUGCACCCAAUACUUUAGUCAUGGACGGAACAAUGGGUGGAUUGGACUUCAAAAAGCGUAUUCCUAUAGAAUCUCUUCAAUCCAAAUAUGUCGACGUCUUCUCCAACAAUUACUAUUAUGGUCGACAAGAUAUCCAACGACUCAAGGAUGAUCCAGCACAUACUCGUUUGUAUAAAAAGGCAUUUGCUGUGACAGAAUUUGGACUUGCCGAUGAAGGCACGCUUACAGAUGUUGCAACAGCCAUUUCCAGCAACAAACUGGUAUCGGGUGGAUUGCUGUGGAGUCUGCGAUACCAUAGUGUUUUUAGUGGAUUUUAUACCCAUUUUGAAAAGCUAAACUAUUGGUCGUAUCACAUUCCAGGAUUUCCCGCUGCCAAGGGUUUCAUGCCUGAAGAAACGAAUAUUGUGAAGAUGGUUCGCAACCUUGCCUUGCCAUUAGCAGGACGAUCAACUAAAGAACCGUAUCCUUGCCCUCCCACACCAGGAGCGAUUCGAGGCGUGACGCCUUUGACAUUGAAAUGGAAGGGAUCAACUUGGGCUGCUCGAUACAGUGUUGCACGAUGCAAGUGUUCCACACCAACUCCACCACCAGAAACAGUCUGGGAAACACUAUCCUGGUCAGUAAAAGACAAUGUCGAAUGGGGAAAAACUAUUUAUUCCGACAAGACUGCUGUCAAAGGAGUCUUGUAUUGCUACAAGAUCCAAGCCAUUAGCGUCGAUGGAUUUGUUUGUGGCAAAGAUGCAUUGAUCAUUGGACCCAUCAAGAAUAGUUGAACAACCCUUUACCACCAUUAGAAUAAAAGUCAUUAAAUCAUU
Messenger RNA from Batrachochytrium dendrobatidis JAM81, 1656 nucleotides. RefSeq lists its product as uncharacterized. The transcript has 3 exons. Gene Ontology annotation, molecular function: mannan endo-1,4-beta-mannosidase activity. Lineage: Eukaryota; Fungi; Chytridiomycota; Chytridiomycetes; Rhizophydiales. The record is from RefSeq and is a predicted model, not a curated record. The coding region runs from base 1 to 1614 and encodes 537 amino acids.